Messenger RNA from Cordyceps fumosorosea ARSEF 2679, 1020 nucleotides. Its product is annotated as Arsenical pump ATPase, ArsA. The record is from RefSeq and is a predicted model, not a curated record. The transcript has 2 exons. Lineage: Eukaryota; Fungi; Ascomycota; Sordariomycetes; Hypocreales; Cordycipitaceae. Gene Ontology annotation, biological process: post-translational protein targeting to endoplasmic reticulum membrane. Bases 1 to 1020 code for a protein of 339 amino acids. Gene Ontology annotation, cellular component: GET complex. Gene Ontology annotation, molecular function: ATP hydrolysis activity; ATP binding.
AUGUCCUCCACCGCCAUCAUCUCCGCCGACGACGACGCCCUCGAGCCGUCGCUGCAGUCGCUGCUCGACCAGCGCUCCCUCCGCUGGAUCUUCGUCGGCGGCAAGGGCGGCGUCGGCAAGACCACCACCUCGUGCUCCCUCGCCAUCCAGCUCGCCCGCGUCCGCCGCUCCGUCCUGCUCAUCUCGACCGACCCCGCCCACAACCUCUCCGACGCCUUCUCCCAAAAGUUCGGCAAGGAGGCCCGCCUCGUCAACGGCUUCGACAACCUCAGCGCCAUGGAGAUUGACCCCAACGGCAGCAUGCAGGACAUGCUCGCCGGCCAGGCCGAGCAGGACGACGCCAGCUCCGGCAUGGGCGGCAUGAUGCAGGACCUCGCCUUUUCCAUCCCCGGAAUCGACGAGGCCAUGUCCUUUGCCGAGGUCCUCAAGCAGGUCAAGUCCCUCUCCUACGAGACCAUCGUCUUCGACACCGCCCCGACCGGCCACACCCUGCGCUUCCUGCAGUUCCCCACCGUCCUCGAAAAGGCCCUCGCCAAGCUCGCCCAGCUCUCCGCCCAGUACGGCCCGCUCCUCACCGGCUUCCUCGGCCCCAACGCGCAGCUGCCCAACGGCCAGUCCCUCGCCGACAUGACCGAGAAGCUCGAGUCCCUCCGCGCCACCAUCGCCGAGGUCAACGCCCAGUUCAAGGACGCCGACCUCACCACCUUCGUCUGCGUCUGCAUCGCCGAGUUCCUCAGCCUCUACGAGACGGAGCGCAUGAUCCAGGAGCUCACCGGCUACGGCAUCGACACCCGCUCCAUCGUCGUCAACCAGCUGCUGUUUCCCAAAUCGGGGUCCGACUGCGACCAGUGCACGGCCCGGAGAAAGAUGCAGGCCAAGUACCUGGACCAGUACGAGGAGCUCUACGCGGAGGACUUCAACGUCGUCAAGAUGCCCCUGCUCGUCGACGAGGUCCGCGGCAAGGAGAGGCUGGAGAAGUUUAGCGACAUGCUCGUACACCCCUACGUCCCCCCGCAGUGA